Messenger RNA from Symbiodinium sp. CCMP2592, 2436 nucleotides. NCBI's taxonomy places the organism in Eukaryota, Dinophyceae, Suessiales, Symbiodiniaceae. The record is from the annotation of a GenBank genome assembly.
AUGCAGAUGCGCAGGUGGCUCUGGAGUCAGGUGAGCGCAACAGACUCCGGGCUCUCCCUGACCACCAAGGACACGCGUCGAAUAGGAUUGGUGUCCGUGCAGGCUUUAACGACCUAUCGCCACGGACCCGCCAACGAAGAGGCGUGCUGGCUGGGGGUCCUCGCCCUGCAGUUCUGGGGCCUUCUGAUGCAGUUUCCGCAGAUUCAUCCGUACGAGUUUGAGGUGGAUUGGCGACUGUUCGCGAGUGCGGACUGGACUUUGGUCCUCUUGUCGGAGUUCCCGAUUUUUGGGCUGCUCCACCAGGCGCAGCAGGCGAUCCAGUCCUGUGAGAUGUUCGCGGUUGGCACGACUCGUCUUCCGGGCGGUCACCGCACGUGCCCGCUGCCUCGCUGUGACCUCCAAGAUGAUGCCGAGGGCCUGGGCCUGGAGGAAGUACAGCGAGCCCAGCUCUUCUUCGAUAUGCUGGUGAACAGUGCUCUAGCUGGGGAGGCAGUGUUCAUGGUGACGCUUCCUAGAGUGCCGCGCUGCCCGCUGGGCCAAGCAGCGCAGGAGUUGGCAUUCGCCGUUGUGGACGCCGUUCGGUAUGGUGCUGGAGCAUGGCGGCAGAUCUCCCGAUCGGUCAUGUCCGCCAAGAGCCGCAUGAUGAAAUGGCUCCAGGGAGACUUGCCGCAAGCCCCGCAGAGCAGGGACGAGCUGGGAAACAUCUCCACGGCAGACCCCUUGAGCGAGGUCUUGGCCUCCCGCUGGAACGUGCUGGGUCUGCUCCAUGCUCUCCAGGUGGUGCUCCGGCGAAGUGUGGACAGCCACCCUCACAUUCAGCUGCCGUGGCUCGUCGCGGAGGGUCCACGGGGCUUGGAUCUGCUUGCAGAUACGAGCAGUCUGCGUGGCAGCUUUGCUCGAUACUUGUUGGCCAACCUCCGCCGCGAGUUCUGGGGCGGAGGGCGAGGAGUUGAGCAUCUCGUGGCCCGCGUGCUGCAUGAAGGGCGCUGCCACCCGACGGAGCCUCGGGUUUUCGUAGACGUUGGAGCUCUUUGCCAUGCACACGAAUGCCUGAGCAAGAUACUCCUCGCAGAAACGGCGAGGAAGUGCGGAGGUCGCAGUGGGCGCAUCUUCGUUGAUGCUUUGGAGCCCAAUGCCAGGAACUUUCGAUCGACGAAGGCUCAGCUACUCCGCCUCCCCCGACGCUGGCACCUUCGGCUGCGCCUUCGGAGGGCUGCCGCUGGCAACACCACGAUGAGGGCCACCUUGCACGGCACAGGGGCGAAGGCAUCGCUGAAGGCCGAAGCUUAUGGUGGCCUUUCAUGGAGCUUCAAGCCCAGCAUGGGCAAGAUAGUUUCAUCGGCGGAUGGGCGAAAGGAGCAGGUGUCGGUGAUCCGCCUCGAUUCUUGGGUGGGAGCACGCUUGCGGACACACGGGCGAGUGGAGGUCUUGAAGAUUGAUGUGGAAGGUGGGGAGUGGGAGGUGCUUUUGGGAGCGGAAGCUCUUUUGGUUGAGAGGCGUGUGCUCUGUGUGGUCUUGGAGUACUCGCACUUCUGGGCCGCAAGCACGCACGUCACUUUGAAGGGUCUCGCACGAUGGAUGUCGGAGAGAGGCUACGACGGCUACCUCGUGGGCAGCCCUCACUUGAUUCCUGUGAGUGGUGUGGACAUGGAGUGGUGGCACGACCUGUACGAGGUCUGCGCAGCACCCGACUCCCGCAUCUACCGUGGUCUGGCAGGCUGGUGCUGGCUUAACGCGGCCUUCGUCCUGCGAGGCUCCAGGCUUGCGCUUGCAGCCCAGAAGUGGCUCCCAAAGAUGGGCAAAAAAGUGUUCGAAGGUGCAGAGGGCAAGUGUUACGGCAUGUCCGCGAAGAGCUCUCUCAGUCUGGUGUCGUCGCAGAGUUGCAACUCAUUCGGAGACGCUGAGAAUCGCUGCUUCAAAAGAGUGGAGUUCCUCGUGAGACCCGUGGCCAUGGCAUGCAGCCCGCGAGCAGCGCUGCAGGAGGAUGCAGAGGGUUCCUGCAGCGACGGCGAGGAGGAGAUCAGCCCCUGGAGUCUCUGGUGCGAGGAGGCUGAACAGGGAGUCUGGCCGCGGGAUUUCGCCUUCCUCCUGCGCAGCCGAAGCCGGAGUCCCCGCCGUCGCCCAGGGCGCCCCGGGCGCUCAGUCGAGGAUGCUCCUGCAACAGAGUCGCCACCGCGGCUGCCCACUUUGAAGCUCGAAAGGCCAUGGAGGCAAGUUCUCUCGUCCGCUCCUUUUGCACAUGCUGCCGCGCAGCCGUCGCAGCAGACCGCUCCGCUUCUGCAAGAGGAGGGAGAGUGCCGAGAAUGCCGGGCCCGGCCUCGGUGCGAGAAGACGUGGCGUGAUGAGGGGACGCCACAUGCUUUUGGCGAAGGCUACAAACAGAAGACUUUCCUCGCCACGUUGACUGCAAAUCCGCUUCUUUGUAAGGCGGAAUGA